AUGGCAACACCACCACCACCACGACCAGAAGACCCCCACCCCCAAAACACCCCCUCACCAGCAGCCCUCCCCACCUGGCUCGCCUCCGCCCUGGCCCUAAACCGCACCCUCAACACCACGAGCACAACCACAAGCACCGCGUACCCACCACCAGCACACCCCACCACCCAGCAAGCAGCAGCAGCAGCGCUAGCACCACCCACGCCCCUCGCACCCCCGCCACCAACCACCCAACCCACCACCCCUCUCUACGCCUCCACACGCUCGACGCUGCUCCUCCUGCCCCCACCCCCGCCCACGCGCCUCCUCUCCCUCCGCCCGUGCACGCACGCCGUGCUCACGCUCUCGCGGCCCGUUGGCCCUUUUGUUUCCUCCUCCAGUACCAGCUCCAGCACCUCCGCAAACACCACCACCUCUACUUUCGCCCAAGGCGCAAGCGCAAGCACCCUCACCACCGUCGGUACCCUCACAACCACCACCCUCGGCGCCCCCACCCCCACCCCAACACGCCCCUGCGCCGCCUGCCGCGCCAGCAGCGGCCGCAUCCCAGCGCGCCCACCUCGUCCGCACCGUAACAGCCACUACCGGCACCGCGGGUACUACGACGCGCACGGCCCGCUCGCGUGGACGCCGUGUCGGGCGUGCCAUGGGCUGGGGUGGGUGGUGCGGGGGGAUGGCGUUGGUGCUGAGGGUGGGGGGUUAGGUUUAGGUGUAGGUGGGGAUGUUGGGGUGGGGUGGGGCGUUGUUUUGGAGGAGGGGGAAGGGGGUGAUGAGGGAGGGAGGUGUGAGUGUGCUUGGAGAGAGGAUGGAGGGCCGAUGGUGCUGCGGGUGGUGGAUGCGGUUGUGGGGGAUUUGGAGGAGGUGGGGACGGGGAUGGGGAUGGGGAGGAGGGUUUGUAGAGCGAGGGUUGAGAGGGAGGUUAGGUGGGUUGUGGGGGUUGCGUUGAUGGGGUUGGAGGAGGAUGAGAUACACAGUGUACAGUAG
Messenger RNA from Aplosporella prunicola CBS 121167, 984 nucleotides. RefSeq lists its product as uncharacterized. The transcript has a single exon. The record is from RefSeq and is a predicted model, not a curated record. Lineage: Eukaryota; Fungi; Ascomycota; Dothideomycetes; Botryosphaeriales; Aplosporellaceae. The coding region runs from base 1 to 984 and encodes 327 amino acids.